GCUAAGCAACCGAAGUGAAGACAAAAAUGGCAACUCGGAUAACCCAACGAGUGAACCCUCCCCAACCCCUCAGAACAUUUCCCUGGACAGGCGACGGUCGUCCACUGAUACCUCCCAUUCCGCUUACAGCCUUACAAGACGAAUUUCUAGCCUGGAGCUGAGGAGGCCAAGUUCUCCCCUCGUUGACCUUAAGCCCAUCGAGUUUGGAAUGCUAGGCUCCAAAAAGGAGAUUGUCCAGCCGGGCGUCCUGAAGAAAACCUACACGCCAGAUGACUAUUUUAGGAAAUUUGAGCCCAGACUCUAUUCCCUCGAUUCAAAUAGCGACGACGUGGAGUCGUUGACCGACGAAGAGAUCGUCGCCAAGUACCAACUGGGGAUGCUGCAUUUUAGCACUCAGUACGACCUCUUGCACAACUAUCUCAUUGUUCGGGUCAUCGAAGCCAAGGACCUGCCUCUCCCCAUCUCCUACGAUGGCGCCAGGCAAGACAUGGCCCACUCCAAUCCCUACGUGAAGAUCUGCCUCCUUCCCGACCAGAAAAACUCCAAGCAGACGGGGGUCAAACGCAAAACCCAGAAGCCCAUCUUCGAGGAGAGGUACAUGUUUGACAUCCCGUUUUUGGAAGCCCAGCGAAGGACGCUGCUCUUGACGGUGGUGGAUUUCGACAAGUUUUCACGCCAUUGCGUCAUCGGGAAGGUGUCCAUGUCGUUGAGCGAGGUGGACCUCGUGAGGGGCGGCCAUUGGUGGAAAGCUCUGGUCCCAAGUUCUCAGAAUGAAGUUGAGCUGGGGGAGCUUUUGCUCUCAUUAAACUACCUUCCCAGCGCAGGGAGACUCAAUGUGGACAUAAUUAGAGCAAAGCAGUUACUGCAGACUGAUAUGAGCCAAGGUUCAGAUCCUUUUGUGAAAAUCCAGCUUGUCCAUGGGUUAAAAUUGACAAAGACCAAGAAGACCUCUUGCAUGAGGGCCACCAUUGACCCCUUCUACAAUGAGUCCUUCAGCUUCAAGGUUGCCCAAGAAGAACUUGAAAACACCAGCCUGGUUUUCACAG
Messenger RNA from Notechis scutatus (mainland tiger snake), 1046 nucleotides. The record is from RefSeq and is a predicted model, not a curated record. NCBI's taxonomy places the organism in Eukaryota, Metazoa, Chordata, Lepidosauria, Squamata, Elapidae.